AUGAAAUUUUAUAGAAACUUAAAGAUUCAUUUACAUGCACUGCGACGGUUAAUGCAGGGCGGUCCCGACCAUCCAAAGGCACCACUCGGAAAUAAUUUCCGACCACCUCAACCGCUUUUACAUCGACCUGUGAGAACAAACAUCGACUUUCGUAGUAAACAGCCCAACGGAAAAGCAUGUCCAACGAUGUAUAAGGAUGUUCAUUACAAAGGUGAGGCAACAUUUUUGUUACUAGGAGAAAAAGGAAAAAAAUAA
Molecule: messenger RNA, 255 nt
Organism: Clunio marinus
Lineage: Eukaryota; Metazoa; Arthropoda; Insecta; Diptera; Chironomidae
Source: the annotation of a GenBank genome assembly